UUACGUUUGUGAUAAACUCUACAGGGGUUAUUAUUGUUGAAAUGGGGUAACAUCAGUGGUUUACUGAUAGACUUGUUUAAUUCCUCAGAAUAAUAUUUGUUAGUGAUACUGAUAGCAUGAAAUGCUAUCUUGGGCAAAUGUUCACGUUUAGUAUUUAGAGCCAAGCGCUGAGCUUAGUUUCGUAGGACGUCAUUUGUUUAGGUUGUUAAUACGAACAUUUCAGCACAAGCUAUGUGGCAUUAACUUGUAUGGGAGGCGACCACGGCCACAACAAGAUGUCCAUGCCAGACUGGCGACAGUGGAAGGUGGAGGGCACACCACUGGAAUUUACACAGCAAAGGCUGGCAGCCAGGGGCCUCAAGGACCCAUGGGCCCGUAACGAGGCAUGGAGGUACUCGGGUGGCUUUGCACGUGCUGUAACUCUGUCCGAUGUUCUACUGAGAGGAUUCAAGUGGGGCUUUGCUGCCUUUACUGUUGCUCUGGCUGUUGAGUACGCCCUGUUCCCCCCAAAGAAGGGUUCCCACUAAUGCACAUCCUAAGUCCGAACCUCUAUCCCAAGUUAAAACCUUUGAUUCUAAUGUUAUUCUGAGUUCGCAUUCAUUAAAAUGUCUCUUUAAUCACCA
This is a messenger RNA of Syngnathoides biaculeatus (alligator pipefish), 623 nucleotides long. It is a transcript of the gene ndufb3, whose product is annotated as NADH:ubiquinone oxidoreductase subunit B3. Lineage: Eukaryota; Metazoa; Chordata; Actinopteri; Syngnathiformes; Syngnathidae. Gene Ontology annotation, cellular component: mitochondrion. The coding region runs from base 249 to 527 and encodes 92 amino acids. The record is from RefSeq and is a predicted model, not a curated record. Gene Ontology annotation, biological process: electron transport chain; mitochondrial respiratory chain complex I assembly. The transcript has 3 exons.